This is a messenger RNA of Pleurotus ostreatus (oyster mushroom), 222 nucleotides long. RefSeq lists its product as uncharacterized. The record is from RefSeq and is a predicted model, not a curated record. Bases 1 to 222 code for a protein of 73 amino acids. NCBI's taxonomy places the organism in Eukaryota, Fungi, Basidiomycota, Agaricomycetes, Agaricales, Pleurotaceae. The transcript has 5 exons.
AUGUCUGGUCGCGCAGGUGGUAAGCUCAAGCCUUUGAAGGCAAGUUUUCUGUUCAGUACGGCCCCAAAGAAAGACAAAAAGGAGGAGACCGAUGAGGAGAAGGCCUUCAAAGAGAAACAGAAACAAGAAGCCGCAGCUCUGAAGAAUGCGAGGGACAAAGCUCUAAAGGGAGGCCCAUUGGGAACCGGGAACUCUGGCAUCAAGAAGUCGGGGAAGAAGUAA